Arabis nemorensis is the source of this 207-nucleotide messenger RNA. NCBI's taxonomy places the organism in Eukaryota, Viridiplantae, Streptophyta, Magnoliopsida, Brassicales, Brassicaceae. The record is from the annotation of a GenBank genome assembly.
AUGGCAGAAGCGUCUAGUUUGAUCGGGAAGCUUGAGACAGAAGUGGAACUCAAAGCUUCUGCUGGAAAGUUUCAUCACAUGUUCGCAGGGAGACCACACCAUGUCUCCAAAGCAACUCCAGGCAAGAUUCAGAGUUGUGAGCUGCACGAAGGCGAUUGGGGCAAAGUCGGUUCAAUUGUCUUUUGGAACUACGUUCAUGGCAAGUGA